CAUUUCUUUCACUCUUUUACCCAAUACAAAAUUAAAUACAUAAUGACUAUAUUACCUAUAACACCUUUAGCCAGUGAAAUUGAUCCUAAAUCUUUGUCCUAUUUAUGUCAAGUUGACAGAGUUUCAGUAUCUUCAUUCGACGAGGGCGUUCUCACCGAAACCGGCAAUGGCCAUUUAGCCACAUAUAUCACUACAGACCCACAGUCUGAGCAACAAGUUCUUCUCUUACGCUUUUUUGACUAUUUUGAUGAAGAGAAAUGUACCAUUGUCCUGGUUUCAAGAUCGAAGGCUUGGUUACAAGAUGAACGUACUUUAAUCUUUCCCCGAGUGGAAGGCGGUCUAUGGAGGGUUGAUUGCAGUGAUUCCGAUGAAGUAAUAUUUGGUGAAUUGCAAGACAUUCUAACAUACUUUAUCAAGUAUGAAAACCGACAUCAAAUGAAGAACACAUUAGCCAUGAUCAAUCCCGCUUCCUGUGAAGUCACACAGGUUGUUGCAGAUAACGUUCAUUUAGAUAGAUCAGAUGCAGAGAGUGUACUAAAUGAAGAAGACUUCAUCACAGCUCAUGAAGAGGAGAGAGGGGAAAAGUUACCAGUCUAUGUUGGUGGGUCUACAUUGGAGGAUGAUCCAUCUAAAAUUAGAAAAGUCCGACUUAUGUAUCAAUCUGGAAAUGCAAUAGUAACAGGAUCUGACUGGAUUGCACAAGGUUUAGUACUAGCAGGACAUGCCUUAGCAAAAGGAAUAUCAAGUGGUGGUAAAAUGAUUGAGAGCAAAAUCGAACAGACAAAGACGCCAAUAAAAUUGAGUGACCAAGACAGAAGAGUCAUCGAAGCUGUGUAUAGCACAACCAGUUCUGUAACUCAUAUGGCAGCAGGAUUUGUGGAUAUGGCUAUAUCAUCAGCCAUAUCCGGUAUCAACUCAGUAGUAUAUAAAAACGAAAAAUUGCAAGCUAGAGAUCCAGUGCAAAAUGCAUCACGGCAUGUUGGUAUAUCAGCAUUACAGGCUGCCGUAAAGAUUGUAGGAGGUGUAGCUUCUGCGGCUUCAGUGGUCUUAGAAUCGUCACGAGAUAGUAUUAUACAAGUAGUACAUAAAAAAUAUGGAGACGAUGCUGGUUAUAUUGCCCAAAGGACAAUUGGAACAGGAGCAAAUAUAGCAGAGACACUUGUGUAUUUUGAUGCUCGAGGUAUCUCCAGAAGAGUUGUUGUAAGUGGAGCAAAUGCGAUUUCAAAAAACGACGAUUCAAGCGAGAAAACAAAGCGAAAUACAAGUGAAGUUGUAUUCGAGAAUGAUUGGCUUGAAGAUCAAGCCAAUCAGUCAAAAACAACUGAAAAGCCAUUCCCAACUUAAAUUAAUAAAUAUAUCGUUUAAACAAACUUCAAGUUCAUUCUUUUAUUUUAUU
Mucor mucedo is the source of this 1396-nucleotide messenger RNA. Its product is annotated as senescence-associated protein-domain-containing protein. Gene Ontology annotation, biological process: cell division. Gene Ontology annotation, cellular component: plasma membrane. Bases 43 to 1344 code for a protein of 433 amino acids. NCBI's taxonomy places the organism in Eukaryota, Fungi, Mucoromycota, Mucoromycetes, Mucorales, Mucoraceae. The transcript has 4 exons. The record is from RefSeq and is a predicted model, not a curated record.